Molecule: messenger RNA, 972 nt
Organism: Amblyraja radiata (thorny skate)
Lineage: Eukaryota; Metazoa; Chordata; Chondrichthyes; Rajiformes; Rajidae
Product: probable G-protein coupled receptor 139
Exons: 2
Coding region: 1-972 (323 amino acids)
Biological process (GO): G protein-coupled receptor signaling pathway
Cellular component (GO): plasma membrane
Molecular function (GO): G protein-coupled receptor activity
Source: RefSeq, a predicted model, not a curated record
AUGGGUCGGGCUCCGAUUCUAUACGUGAAGGAGAUCUCCUAUCCAAUUCUGGCACUGUUUGGAAUCCCUGCGAACGUGCUGACGGCUGUGAUCCUGUGCCGGGGAAAGUGCGGUCUCACCAAAGGAAUCACCCGCUACAUGGUGGCGAUGGCAAUGUCCCACCUGCUGGUGGUCAUCUCCCACGUGUUUCUCAGGGAAAUCUACAUUUACCACAACCCUUAUUCCUUUCUCUCGCUCAGCACAUUGUGUUCUUCAUACAUACACUUGCGGGUCGCCAUCCUGGACUAUUCCGUCUGGUUAACCGUGUCCUUCACCUUUGAUCGUUUUGUCAGCAUUUGCUGCCCGAAGCUGAGACUCACGUAUUGCACGGAUAAGACGGCCGCCGUGGUCAUUGGGUCCUUGUGCGCAUUGAGCUGUUUAAAAUACAUCCCCUUUCACUUCAUGUACGAGCCACGUUUCUCCGUGGACAAUGUGAACUGGGGAUGCCGGCCCAAAGCCGUGUACUUCACUUCCAUCGGCUGGGUAGCUUUCACCUGGCUAUGCAGCGCCUCUCUCUCCUUACUCCCCAUUGGUCUUAUCAUAUUUCUGAAUGGGCUGACGGUCCGGUACAUCGUAGCAGCCAGCAGAGUCCGCCGGCGCCUGAAGUCACUGGAAGGCAAGGACACCGAGGCGGAGAAUCGGCGCAAUGCCAUCAUUUUACUCUUCACCGUGUCCGGCACCUCCAUAUUACUCUGGGCGACGGCUACGGUAACUUUAAUCUGCACUCGGGUCACCGUUAACUUCGUUGGCGCGGAUCUCACGAGCCCCUCGACCAUCGCCAACGAAGUAGGAAUCUUACUUCUUCGGGUCAGCUGCUGCGCGAACACCUGUAUCUAUGCAAUGACACAAAGCAAGUUUAGAAAGCAGUUGAAGAACGGGAUUAAGAUUCUAACUCGUGUCAUUAUUAGCCCCAUGAAACAGGCGAAGCAGUGA